Messenger RNA from Rhipicephalus microplus (southern cattle tick), 1874 nucleotides. RefSeq lists its product as uncharacterized. Gene Ontology annotation, molecular function: GTPase activator activity. Gene Ontology annotation, biological process: mitotic cytokinesis; mitotic spindle midzone assembly; Rho protein signal transduction. Gene Ontology annotation, cellular component: centralspindlin complex; spindle midzone; nucleus. The record is from RefSeq and is a predicted model, not a curated record. NCBI's taxonomy places the organism in Eukaryota, Metazoa, Arthropoda, Arachnida, Ixodida, Ixodidae.
UGAUCAUGGCAGCAAGUGGCUCUCGGCUAGCACUGGUCGCCCAGUUCGACGACUUCAGUCGGCGGCACAGCAUGUUGAUGGACACUGCAGCCGAAGAGCUGAUUUUGGAAUUCGUGCGCAACCAGGAAGCGUGCCGCAAGCAGUGGCAUGCUGCCGUCCUCGAAAACGCCGAGCUGAAGAAGCAGGUUGCAUCGUUGACGCAAACCAACGUGGAACUUCAACGAAAGCUCGCCCAUACAGAGGAGGUCCUGUGCAAAGAAUUGCUGCGCAGAGAAAGAUGUGAAGAAGAGAUUCGGCAGAAGCAAAGCCAGUUCGAGCAGGUGCGAGACCUCCUUGCCAACAACGAGAUUUGUGAAGAGACUGCUCAGAAACUCUCAAUUAUCAUGCCUGCCGACGACGGAUCUCAAGUUCACACUGUCAGGAUGAGCAUCAUCGAUUCCGUCGGCUCGGUGAUCUCCCCUUCCGAAGAUGACCUGUAUGCGAGCGAAGACUCCGCCAGCUGCUUCGGCACGCCAGGCUUCCAGGUCAAGCGUCGGCACGAUUUCUUCGACGACCUGUCACCUUUUGGAAAAAGAUCCAAGACAAACGAUGAGGGUGAUCAGACUCGUGCGAAUGGGCUGCACACAACCGCAACCAUCACGGAUGACCAGGACCUGGAAGCGACUGCACAGGCAGUCGCCCGGCCACCGACACCCUUUGCGCCCAACGUGCCGGCCCCACCACCGCUACCGCCAACACCAGCGUCUUCGACACCCAGGAUGACGCCAAAGUACUCCAGUGGAUCUGCACCGAGCACACCGGUCGCCCAGAGACGCGGGAAUGCGGCAGCGAGUGCCGCCAUGCCGAGGCGGAGCAACUCGGCCGAGAAGCUGCUCUCCCGACAGCACGCCUUCUGCCCCAAGACGGCGAUCAAGGCAGAGACGUGUGGUCCGUGUGGCAAGCGCAUCAAGUUCUACAAGACGGUCUUCAAGUGCAGCCGCUGCAACGCCGUCUGCCACCGGGAGUGCAAGACCCAGGUGCCGCUGCCCUGCAUUCCGAACACUCCCAAGCGCAGCGGAGUGGGCAGCCACCGAGGCACACUCAUCUCGGACCACGCACCGUCCACGGCGCCCAUGGUGCCCGCACUCGUGGUCCACUGCAUUCAGGAGGUGGAACGCAGAGGACUAGGCUGUGUGGGCAUCUACCGGGUGUCUGGGUCAGAGCGGGAAGUGCGCGAGAUCAGGGAACGCUUCCUGCAAGGCAAGGGCGUGCCGAACUUGUCCAAGGCUGACAUCUAUGCCGUGUGCGGCGUUCUCAAGGCCUUCCUUCUCUCGCUUAGGGAGAGCCUCGUCACCAAGUCGCUGUGGCACGCUUUCGUCAGCGCAACAGAAUAUGAGCAUGAAGACCGUGUGUGGGCCAUGUGGCAGGCUGUGAUGCAACUUCCUCCGGCCAACCGUGACACUCUGGCUGCCCUGGUGCUGCACCUGCAGAUGGUGGCGGCCCACCCCGAGGCCAAGAUGCCUCUAUCCAACCUGGCGCGUGUCUUUGCACCCACCGUGGUGGGGUGCUCGGUCAACGACACUGCAUCGGUGCCUAACCUUUUCCUCGAGAUGGAGCAGCAGAACAAGGUGAUGGAGACGCUACUGUCGCUGCCGGCUGACUACUGGAAUCAGCUCUUGGACGUCUAGUGCAAUGGAAACAAAGCAUUUGGCACUAUGAAACCGGUGUUUGGUGGUCUGGCCUUGUUUAAGGAAUACCCUGCUGACCUCUCGUCUUGGCUCGAAGUUGCGGCAUGCCAGAACGUCUUCGAUUCCCCCUUUUUUAUAUUUAUACGCUUCGACAACCUCUGUAAAGUGCGCUAUUUUAAUAAAUGUGUAUUGCAAUUCUUUUCUUCU